AUGAUUUUGAGGUGGGAUCACAAUAACGCGCACUUGUUACUCGUUUUAAGUCAUCCGUCGGCCGUCGUCCUAGAGGAGACCCAGAUGAGAAGGGUCUGUUCUCUACCUUCCCAGCCUUCCAUGUCGGUGGUUCUACAUUUUUUCUUCCUGUAUCUUCUCUCUACUGUCCAACCAGAUGAUCUUGAAAUCCUAAUGAAAUUGAAGGCUGCGUUUCAGAAAUCCAAUACCAUUGUUUUCGAUUCAUGGACAGCACACAAUCAACCUUACAAUUUCACCAGGGUUUCCUGUAAUUCAGAUUGUUCGGUAACAAGUAUUGAACUGGGUAAUAGAAAUCUGGUCGGUGUUAUCCCCUUAGAUUCCCUCUGCCAGCUUCCAUACCUACAGAAACUGGGUCUCGGAUCGAAUUUCAUUUACGGUACCAUCAUAGAUGUUUUGAGGAAAUGCAGUAAGUUGAGGUACUUAGAUCUUGGGUUUAAUUCCUUCUCGGCGACAAUCUCUUCGAUAAGGCUCCAUUCCCGUGGAGGUUUUGAAGCUGGAGAAGUUGUUCUAGCUCUUGAGCUCUAUCAUAAUCAACUAACAGGAAAAAUCCCACCUGGAUUUGGGAAUCUUACUGGUCUCACUUACUUCGACGCCUCCAUUAAUUUGCUUGAAGGAGAUCUAACGGAGCUGAGAUUCUUGACGCGGCUCGUGUGUCUGCAACUCUACGGGAAUCAAUUCUCAGGUGGGGUCCCAGAGGAAUUCGGUGACUUAAGGAACCUUGUGAAACUCACGCUCAGCAUGAAUCAGCUCAGGGGUUAUUGGCAGACUUCAACUUCAUCGAUGUAUCUUAUAACUACUUGA
Macadamia integrifolia is the source of this 840-nucleotide messenger RNA. Its product is annotated as receptor-like protein kinase 7. The coding region runs from base 1 to 840 and encodes 279 amino acids. The transcript is spliced from 3 exons. Lineage: Eukaryota; Viridiplantae; Streptophyta; Magnoliopsida; Proteales; Proteaceae. Gene Ontology annotation, molecular function: protein binding. The record is from RefSeq and is a predicted model, not a curated record.